AUGCACCCCCUUACAACAUUCCUCCUCCUCACCUCCUCAAUCAUCAUAUCAGCACAAGACACCACCACAACAGGAGGCACAACAAGCGCAACAUCGAAAUGCGCCGCGCAGGAUGUCGUCAACCAAUGCAUCUUAACAGAAAACUUCACCCUCGAAAGCUGCGCGCCAGCAGACUGGGACUGUUUAUGCGCCGGUAGCAAGAAUGUCGUCGACUGCUACAAUAACUGCCCCGACCACCCCAACCGCGCCAGCGCCCAACAAGUCCGCGCGCAGAACUGCGAGAAUGCGCGCGUGUAUGGGAGUGCGACUUCUGUGCCUUCGUCGACGACUACUAUUAGUAGUACUUCGUCCUCUGUGGAGCCCACGGCUACCUCUUCUAAGGACGAGGAUGAGGUAGAUGGGCAUAAUGAGGGUAUUGUGCAGGGUCGGCCGACGCAGUCUCUUAGUGGGCUUGAGGCGAAUAAUGACUCGGAGGAUUCUAGGACUUCGCGUGGGGUGAGGGUUGGUCCGGGGUGGGUGGGGGUUUUGGGGAUUGUUGUGGGCUUUUUGAUUUGA
Penicillium argentinense is the source of this 555-nucleotide messenger RNA. RefSeq names its product GPI anchored serine-threonine rich protein. The coding region runs from base 1 to 555 and encodes 184 amino acids. The record is from RefSeq and is a predicted model, not a curated record. The transcript has 3 exons. NCBI's taxonomy places the organism in Eukaryota, Fungi, Ascomycota, Eurotiomycetes, Eurotiales, Aspergillaceae.